Soboliphyme baturini is the source of this 270-nucleotide messenger RNA. Lineage: Eukaryota; Metazoa; Nematoda; Enoplea; Dioctophymatida; Soboliphymatidae. The record is from the annotation of a GenBank genome assembly.
AUGCGAGCGUUGGAGCACCGCCUUGUCAAGUACCUUCGAUACCUUCGUUGUCUGCGAUUUGCCAUCUCCAGUGCUUUCGUCCUGAUCUUCAACUCGAAGGUUAGCUUGGCAGACACCAGUCUGUAUUCAACGUCGCUGUUAGAUGCUGGCACUGUCGCGAUGUCUCAGAUGAAGCAGCGUUUAUCGAACAAGAGCGAUUCACUCUCAUUCUUCGUUGCCGCGUUGAGCGCGAUCCACAUUCACUUCCUGUUGGUCUUCUUCUCGUAUUAG